Hibiscus syriacus is the source of this 2474-nucleotide messenger RNA. Its product is annotated as zinc finger CCCH domain-containing protein 30-like. Bases 132 to 2252 code for a protein of 706 amino acids. The transcript has 2 exons. The record is from RefSeq and is a predicted model, not a curated record. NCBI's taxonomy places the organism in Eukaryota, Viridiplantae, Streptophyta, Magnoliopsida, Malvales, Malvaceae. Gene Ontology annotation, molecular function: protein binding; metal ion binding.
UAUUUUUGAAUUCAUUUCUGAAUAUAUAUAUAUAUCGAAGUAGAAGCGGUUCUUCUCUUUCAGAGUAGAUCUGUGUAAUUCUUGGAACUAAGAUGGAUUUUUGAAUUGUUGGAUUCUUAUCAAAUGAGAGCAUGUGCCGUGGAUGGGAGCGGUUAAACCCGAAGCCGACUCCGAUAUCAUCGAAUACCUCUUUUGAAGAUAGCAGACAUCCUAGUGCAGAUAUGAAUCACUUAACUGUAGUGACUGAAGAUACUUCUGCGAGUUUGCUUGAGCUUGCUGCUAAUAAUGAUGUUGACGGCUUUAAACGAUUGAUCGAUCAUGAUCCUUCCGGUGUUGAUGAGGUUGGAUUGUGGUAUGGUCGUCGGAAGGGAUCGAAGCAGAUGGUUAAUGAGGAGAUAACUCCUUUGAUGGUUGCAUCUAUGUACGGUAGCAUCGAAGUUAUUAGGCUGAUCCUUUUGUCUUCGGAUGCUGAUGUUAACCGUGUGUGUGGCAGUGACAAAAGCACUGCCCUUCAUUGUGCUGCUUCCGGUGGGGCUGUUAACGUUAUUGAUGUUGUGAAGCUGCUUUUAGCUGCCGGGGCCGAUGUGAAUAUGGUUGAUGCCAAUGGUCAUUUUCCUGUUGAUGUUAUUGGUUUUCCUCCAAAGCUUCGAGAUGUGAAAUUAACUCUUGAAGAACUACUUGUGACUGAGAAUUCCGGUUUCAAUUUGAAUUCAAGGGUGUCGGCCUUGGCAAAUUCCGACUCCCCUCCUCUAUUGCCUUUGCAGGAAAAUGGCUCAUUGUCAUCUGGUUCAGAUUCCCCAACGAAGUUGAGGCCAAGUGAUGCUCCUGUUUCUUCGGCAACAGGGAAGAAAGAAUACCCGAUUGAUCCGUCUCUUCCAGAUAUCAAGAACAGCAUCUAUUCAACGGAUGAAUUUCGGAUAUAUUCCUUCAAGGUCCCGCCCUGUUCACGUGCCUACUCCCAUGAUUGGACCGAGUGCCCGUUUGUUCACCCUGGGGAGAACGCUCGAAGAAGGGAUCCUCGGAAGUUUCAUUACAGUUGUGUUCCUUGCCCUGAUUUUCGCAAGGGGCAAUGUCGGCGAGGAGAUAUGUGCGAAUAUGCUCAUGGUGUUUUCGAAUGCUGGCUACAUCCUGCUCAGUAUCGAACUCGGUUGUGCAAGGAUGGUACUAGUUGUGCUAGGAGAGUCUGCUUCUUUGCUCAUGCGCCCGAGGAACUCCGACCUCUGUAUGUCUCCACUGGUUCUGGUGUUCCUUCGCCUCGAUCGAGUACUUCCUGCGCUACAGCAAUGGAUUUUGCUGCUGCCAUGAGUCUCCCGCCUGGAUCACCUUCAUCUGUAUCGGUGACGUCUCCGUCACCAUUCAAUCCACCCAUGUCUCCCUCCAUGAACAGCAUGUCUCAUUCAAAUGUUGGUUGCCCACAACCGAAUGUUCCGGCCCUGCAUCUUCCUGGAAGCAACCUUCAAUCUAGUCGGCUGCGAUCUUCUGUUAAUGCAAGAGACAUUCAAGCCGAAGACUUCAACUUGCUGCCUGAUUUUGAUGUGCAGCACCAUCAGCUGAUGAGUUCUAAUUCUUUUAACCUAUCUGGUCGAAUGAAGACCCUGACCCCAUCAAACCUCGAUGAUCUCUUUUCUUCUGAGAGCUCAUCUCCACGGUACUCGGAUCAAUCGAUGGCCGCUGGCGUUUUCUCCCCGACUCUUAAGUCUACUGUUUUCAAUCAAUUUCAGCAACAGCAGAACGUGCUAUCACCUAUAAGUACGAAUUUUUCUCCUAAAAAUAUUGAGCAUCAUCUCUUGCAGGCUUCCCUAUCCGGUAGGAUGUCUCCUCGAAAUGUUGAACCUACCUCACCGAUGAGCUCACGGCUUUCGUUGUUAGCUCAACGGGAGAAGCAGCAACAAUUACGCAGCCUAAGCUCUAGGGAGAUUGGCUCUGGCUCUGCUGCCAUUGUUGGUUCCCCCCCAGUUAAUUCAUGGUCAAAAUGGGGACCUUCCAAUGGUAAUCCGGAUUGGGCUGUCAAUGCUGAAGGGUUAGGCAAGCAUCGCAGGUCAUCCUCGUUUGAGCUCGGUAACGGAGACGAGCCAGACUUAUCAUGGGUUCAAUCCCUUGUAAAAGAAUCACCCACUGAGAUCAAAGAGAAAAUGGAAGCACCGUUCUUGGGUGAGGGUUCUAGCAUGAACUCGGAUCCGGUCGAUAAUGCUGCGUUGGGUGCAUGGGUCGAGCAAAUGCAGCUCGAUCAACUCGUGGCGCAGCAAAACUGAAACCGGUUUCGUCGAGCCCUCCCGAAGGUAGAGACAACAAAAAUGGUUUUGGUAAAUAACAUUGGUAUUUUUUUUGGGAUUCUGGUGGUUAUUGAAUGUUGAAGGAAAGGUAAACUAAGAUAAGAACGUGAAGGCAAAGAGAUUGAGGUGAGAUUUAGAAUGGAAACUUCAAUUUUCCCCAUUCAUUAUCAUUAUUAUUACAACAAAACAGUUAGUACAGGU